UCUCUCAAAAAAGAUAAAGAUGGUGGUUCUGAUGAGCAACGACGGAGUGAUAUUCACGGUUGAGGAGUCCGCCGCCGCCAGAUCUCAAACUAUUAACCAGAUGAUCGAGGACGGCUGCUCCGACGGCAACAUUCCACUCCCUAACGUCGAUUCCAAGACUCUGGAGAUGGUUAUCGAAUACUGCACACGCCACGACAAAGCCGAAAGGAUGGCCGAAGGAGCCGAAGCGAAAGCGGCAGCGGAGGAGUACGACGCAGAGUUGAUGAAGGUUGAUGUGAAGACGACGUUGUUUAAUCUGAUGAUGGCUGCAAACUACUUGAACAUAGAUAGCCUGCUUAAGCUGACGGCACUUGCCGCCGGAAACGCAGUAAAGGGGAAGGAACCAGAAGAAAUUCGAGAUACUUUUGGUAUCAUAAACGACCUUACCCCUGAGGAGGAAGACCAGAUUCGCAAGGACAACACUUGGUCUUAUGAAUGA
Messenger RNA from Erythranthe guttata (spotted monkey flower), 478 nucleotides. Its product is annotated as SKP1-like protein 1A. NCBI's taxonomy places the organism in Eukaryota, Viridiplantae, Streptophyta, Magnoliopsida, Lamiales, Phrymaceae. Gene Ontology annotation, biological process: ubiquitin-dependent protein catabolic process. The record is from RefSeq and is a predicted model, not a curated record.